Molecule: messenger RNA, 351 nt
Organism: Naegleria gruberi
Lineage: Eukaryota; Heterolobosea; Eutetramitea; Acrasida; Naegleriidae
Exons: 1
Coding region: 1-351 (116 amino acids)
Molecular function (GO): calcium ion binding
Source: RefSeq, a predicted model, not a curated record
AUGUAUGAAAAGCUCCCAUUGUGGGUUCCAGAUGGAAUCAUUGCCUCAAGAGAUGCAUUUAAUAACAUUAACCAACUGAAAGAACAAGCACAAGAUUUACUUGUAAAGUUUGAUAAAGAUACUGAUGGUCUGUUGAAUAGUAAUGAAUUCAAACUAGCAUUACAAUCAUUAGGAAUAAGAAAAAAGCAAGCAACAGCAAUUAGAAAGUUGUGGGAUAUAGAAGACACUGGUCUUAUCAAUACAGAAGUUUUUGUAAGAGUGUAUUGUUUUGUUCGUUCAGGUCAACUGUAUACCAGAAAAAUUGAUAAAUUCGAACAACUACCGAAUACAGAUCCUCUAGUUAGGAUUUAA